AUGGUGCAACGACGUAACGACAAUGAACAAGUCGUGCCCCACGGUCUAUUUUGGCGAGAUAAGCACGGGUUCCGGGUGGGAGAGCUAACCGCCGCCUCGCGGGGGUGUGGCGAAGGUCUCGCCCCGACUCCAACCCCCGCCAGCAGCAGCAGCAACAGCGCCAAUACCACCACCACCACCCCCAGCAGCCCAAGCACGACCACUACAACCACCUCUACCACCUCUACCAGCAGCACCGUCACCAUCCCACAAGUUGCAACGGGGGCUGAACCGCCCCGGCACAUGGAGACACCCCCGACGAUGGUCCCCGACCAGGCACCCGCCUCCGGCCAUCAUUAUCACCAUCACCAUCAUCAUCAUCAUCAUCAUCAUCGAGUGGAUACGGCAUUUCCACGAUGGCAGACGUGUCGCUGUACAAGUCAGCAACACGAGCAAGAAAGAUAA
This is a messenger RNA of Ooceraea biroi (clonal raider ant), 444 nucleotides long. RefSeq names its product death-associated protein kinase related-like. The record is from RefSeq and is a predicted model, not a curated record. NCBI's taxonomy places the organism in Eukaryota, Metazoa, Arthropoda, Insecta, Hymenoptera, Formicidae.